This is a messenger RNA of Camellia sinensis, 1480 nucleotides long. It is a transcript of the gene DIS2, whose product is annotated as Arp2/3 complex, 34 kD subunit p34-Arc. The record is from RefSeq and is a predicted model, not a curated record. Gene Ontology annotation, biological process: Arp2/3 complex-mediated actin nucleation; actin filament polymerization. Gene Ontology annotation, cellular component: Arp2/3 protein complex; actin cytoskeleton. Gene Ontology annotation, molecular function: structural constituent of cytoskeleton; actin filament binding. NCBI's taxonomy places the organism in Eukaryota, Viridiplantae, Streptophyta, Magnoliopsida, Ericales, Theaceae.
UGUAGCCAUUGCCAUAUUGUCAAGCUCUUUCUCUCUUCUCUCUCUCUCUCUCUCUCUCGUUGGAUAGCUUCAUUGAUACGAAGAAAAAGAGAGAGUGAUGAUACUUUUGCAGUCUCACUCCAGAUAUCUUCUUCAGAUCUUGUCAAAUCGAGUUCAAAAUCUUGAGAAAGGAGUUGAACUGGAUUGCCACUGGGUUGAAUUUGAUGACGUUCGUUACCAUAUUCAGGCAUCGAUGAAAAAUCCACAUAUCCUGUUGCUAUCUGUGUCAUUACCCACGCCACCUCUAGAAACUGUUUUCGUUGGGGGGCUUCCUACUGGAGCUAUAGAAGCAAUGAAAGCUGCAUACGGUCUGGUUGUACAAAUUCUUGAUCCUCCAAGAGAUGGCUUUAAUCUCACCGUGAAACUGAAUUUGUCUAAACUUCCUCCAGAUGAAGAGUACAGAAAUACUCUUUUGGUAAAGAUUGCAUCUGUGAGGGAAGUAGUAAUGGGUGCCCCAUUAAGAGUAGUUCUAAAGCGUCUAACUUCAAGGGCUGUUGCUCAAGAUACAGAUCAGCUUGUUGCCCUUGUGCAUCGGCCUAUGGAAUCUUUUUUCCUUGCUCCCCUGGCAGAAAAGGUUACUGUGGUUUUUCCUAUGAGAUUCAAGGAUUCCACAGAUACUGUUCUUGCAACGUCAUUCCUACAGGAAUUUGUGGAAGCAAGGCGCACAGCUGGACUUAGCAAUGCCCCUCCUUGUUCAUGGUCUCCUUCUCCACCCUUAGAACUUAAGGAUGCUCCUGCUGAGGCCUUAUCUACAAAUGCUGGAUUUGUCUCCUUUGUCAUUUUCCCACGUCAUGUGGAAGGGAAAAAACUCGACAAAACUGUUUGGAAUCUAUCAACAUUUCAUGCAUAUGUUAAUUAUCAUGUGAAGUGUUCAGAAGGAUUCAUGCACACUCGGAUGAGGCGUCGUGUGGAGUCAUUAAUUCAGGCUCUGGAUCGUGCCAAACCAGAUACGGAGAAAUCAAAGAAAACAGGACAAAACAGAUCUUUCAAGCGACUGAGCCUCCAAGAAUCAAGGAGCAGAUUGAAGUCGUAAAGAUGAUAUAAUUGUAUUUAAGUGGAUCAAUAGGGAUCUGCUGGAUUUGCAAAAGAUCUGUUUGAGGCCUGAGAUGAGGCUACAAAUGCUGCGAAAUGAGAAAUACUGCUGGAUUUGCAAAAAAUCAACUGUGGAAUUGGCUCUGUUUAUGCAAAGGAAGAUCACUGGAUGCAGUUGUGCCAAGUGAUGUUAAAUGUACUUUGUUUAGAUUCUGUGUAUAAUGUGAUUUUGUUGAGCAAUUUUGGGCUCCACAAACCUUCCUAUGAUGUUAGUCUUUAUUUGUUUCCUUAAAUCUUAUUUAGGUCAUUGACAAGCAGAUGGAAUUGCCGUUAUAUAUUGAAAUGGAUACCAAGUUGAGUUAUCCAUGAAUUUGUGUUCAUCCAUCUUAUGAUAAUACAUUCUUAAUCA